CGCAUGUGACUGCGGCUCCGGCUGCUGCUCCCCGGCCUCGCCCGCGCUGCACGGCCCGACAUGGCGGCGACCCGGCUCCUCUCGCGCCCCCGCGCCCGCAGCCUCCGCGCCCUGCUCCCGGCCCCGGCCCCGGCCCCGGCCCAGAGCUGCAGCUGCUAUUUUUCUACCAGCAAUCAGCUGAACACCAAGUUCUAUACUGAUCCGGUAGAAGCAGUAAAAGACAUACCUGAUGGGGCCACAGUACUUGUUGGUGGUUUUGGGCUGUGCGGAAUUCCAGAGAACCUUAUUGGGGGCUUAUUGAAGACUGGAGUCAAAGGACUAACUGCAGUCAGUAAUAAUGCAGGUGUUGACAAUUUUGGACUUGGUCUUUUACUUCAAAGUAAGCAGAUAAAACGCAUGGUAUCUUCAUAUGUUGGAGAGAAUGCAGAGUUUGAACGGCAGUAUUUAUCUGGAGAACUGGAAGUUGAGCUUACACCUCAGGGCACCCUGGCAGAGCGCAUCCGUGCAGGAGGGGCAGGAAUUCCAGCGUUUUUUACAAGUACGGGGUAUGGGACACUGGUGCAGGAAGGAGGAGCACCUAUCAAAUACAACACAGAUGGCACUGUUGCCAUUGCCAGUCAUCCAAGAGAGGUGAGAGAAUUUGAUGGCCGUCAUUAUAUUAUGGAGAAGUCAAUUACAGGUGAUUUUGCACUUGUAAAGGCGUGGAAGGCCGAUCGUGCAGGAAACAUCAUCUUCAGGAAGACUGCAAGAAACUUCAACCAACCAAUGUGCAAAGCUGCCAGGAAAACUGUGGUAGAGGUGGAAGAAAUUGUUGAUAUAGGAUCAUUUGCCCCAGAAGACAUUCAUAUCCCCAAGAUCUAUGUUGACCGCCUCAUAAAGGGAGAUGGAUUUGAAAAGAGAAUUGAAAGAUUAUCAACCCGCAAGCCUGAAGAUACAAAGAGCAAACAAAAGAAGGGAGGAGAUAACGUCAGAGAGAGGAUCAUCAGGCGAGCAGCCUUAGAAUUUGAGGAUGGCAUGUAUGCUAAUCUGGGCAUAGGAAUUCCUUUGUUGGCCAGCAACUUCAUCAGUCCAGAUAUAACUGUUCACCUGCAGAGUGAAAAUGGAGUCCUGGGUUUGGGUCCUUAUCCUUUAGAACAUGAGGUAGAUCCUGACCUGAUUAAUGCAGGUAAAGAGACAGUGACUGUUCUUCCAGGUGCCUCCUAUUUCUCUAGUGAUGAAUCAUUUGCAAUGAUUAGAGGAGGCCAUAUUGAUUUGACAAUGCUUGGAGCAAUGCAAGUUUCCAAGUAUGGUGAUCUAGCCAACUGGAUGAUUCCUGGUAAGAUGGUGAAAGGAAUGGGUGGUGCCAUGGACUUAGUAUCGAGUUCACAAACCAAAGUGGUCGUGACCAUGGAGCACUCAGCCAAGGGCAACACCCACAAGAUUUUGGAAAAAUGCAAUUUGCCACUUACUGGGAAACAAUGUGUAGACCGUAUAAUUACAGAGAAGGCUGUGUUUGAUGUGGACAAGAAAAAGGGACUGACCCUGAUUGAAAUCUGGGAAGGAUUGUCUGUGGAUGACAUCAAGAAAAGCACUGGCUGUGACUUUGCUGUUUCAUCAAAUCUCAUACCAAUGAAACAGAUUUCAACUGAAUCAUAGCCUGGGCUUGACUUGCCAGAGACCCUGUUUCCAAAUGGGAGUUUGAUGAAAGGAAAUCAACGUUUGUUUUGCAAUUAUAGUUUUUUUUAAAAGGGCUUUGUAAGUAGUUUCUAUGUAGUCACACUCCAGCCAUGAAUAACUGUGUAAAUGGCAUUUUUACGCACAUAACAUUACCAGUUUUGUUGAAAAGGGUGAAUUGAAUGCCUAAAUAUUUAAUAACAACAUUGUACAAUUGGAUUGUUAAUAAGCAUUGGCUCAAAAAUGCCUUGUAGAAGUGAUCGUACUGCCAGAGGUUGCAAUGUAAAACAAGCAUGGCACUACCUGUAUGCACAGAUGACCAUGCAAACUUGUAACUGCCGGUGCUAAAGUCACAUAAGCAAAUCAAUCAUCUGGAGUGGAAAUAUUGCAAUUAUCAUGGUGAUUCUGACUCAUGGUGAGGGAUUUGUUGGCUUUCAUUGGGGAAUGAUUGUUGUGUUUAUAGUGAACUGCAAAGGUACGUCUGGCAUAGGGACUUCUAUUUCCAUUUGUGGAAAACUUGGGACCUUUUAAAAAUAAGUCAGUGGCAAACUCCCACUAAGAAUAGUGGGAGCAAUCCUGAGCCUUCACUUCUGAAUGUAUCUACAGGUCCUGUGGUGUUUAUGAACCAUUACUAACAAGGCUAGGGUACACCUUCCAGAGUAUGACCCUGGUGUAUGUAGUUGGUGAAACUCAUAAAUGUACAAUCCAGAAAGAGUCUAAUUUGCAUGGAAAAUAAGUCUCCUUCUUUAGACAAGUGAUAACCCUAUAUUUUCCUUAUAGAAACCACUCUGUCUUUCCCAAUAACCCUUCUCAUCCAAGCCAUCAUUAGAAAGGAGCUGAAUGAUGCUGCAGUAGGACAUAGGCUUAUGCCUAUGAGGUCACAGAAAGAAGGGUGGGUGGGGAGGAAGGGCAAAAGCCAAGUUUUCACAUGAAGUGUUUAGGGAAGAGUCAGGGAUAUGAGUCCUUUCCCUAAACUGUUCAAGUUUCCUGUAAGGAAAGAGUUAAAGCAAUAAGUUCUUGGCUCUUGCUGAUUCAGGGAGCAGAAAAGUAUUUGGGACCCAAACUCCUAAUAACUAAAAUGAACAUGCAACAGCUACAGGACAAUCAAAAUUAAAUAACCUUGCACCUUCCUGUUUGACAAGGUUCUUCUUUUUCCAUUAAAUUUACAGAGAACUGCUAUUUUGUUGCUAAGCAGUAUAGCUGUGAUAGCAUGGGAUGUGAUUUACAAGUUAUUAGAGUCAUUAAAUAAGCCCCCAAUUAACUGAAAAUUCACAGUAACCAAAGCAUAGUUGGAUCCAGUCAUGUGGAUCUAGUCAUAGUUGGAUCCUAUCAUGUGUUUGAGAUCAGCAUUAAGAGGAAAUUGCAUGAAAAGAAACAAUGCUAAGAAAAUACUUACACAACUCCAGAGCAGAGAAACAUUUUGACUCUGCAUUGAUGAGGAGUCUCUCACUUCAAAAACUGUUCAUAAUCAUACUGUGGGAGGACCAUGGUAUGUUGAGAAUACAGAGCCAUAAAUGCAACUUCUUGUCUUCUAGUUCUUCUCUGGCCCUGGGCAAAUACUUAUCUUCUUUCUCUCAUUUUUCUGACUUUAAAAUAAGAAAGGACCUUCUUUCCCAGUGUUUUUGCAAAAUUAGGCUUGAUCUACUUAGUUUGGGUUCCUGUAUAACUAUUUUGAUUAGAGCUGUGAUUUUUUUUAAUUGAAAUAAUGGUACAAUCUCUGGUCAGUUUUCCCAGUAUAAAGGUGCUGUCUAAGAGAAUAGCUUAUCCUUCUUCCCAUAAAGGAAUAUAAGCACCAUUUUCCAGGUAUAACUACACCUAUGCUAAAGGAGUUGCCCCAUGUUACCUAUACCAGUAUACAGCUUUCAUGUAUCAAGAAGUCCUAAAGGUUGACAUUUGAGGAAGAAAAAUACUCUGCAACUAGUAUGUCAAGAUAAAUACAAAACUGAUUUUGUCUGGUAUUUAAUUUUAUUUGUGAGGCACUGGACAGAGCACUUCAGGAUAACUACAAGUAAGAAUACUGCUUUGUGUUUUCCAAACAGCUCUAGUUUUCAUCUGGCUUCUAAGUUUGGGUAGGUCCUCUGUGUUAACAGCUCUCAAACAAGGUUUUGAUUAAUAGCGUGACCAUUUAAUACUGAUGUGAAGAAAAACUAAGAAUUGGACUGACACUGUUACUCCCAUCUAGAAUUCUGUGGGAUUGUUCAGCAUGGGGUCUGUUAUAGCGGAGACUUACGUGCAGUAGGUUGGCAUAAAACAGUUCUGAGCUAAGAUUUUAAGACAGAUUUAAUCCGCAAAGACCCUUCACUAACAGUAUCCACUGCUGGGAGAGUAGACUCAGUGAAGUAAAAAGGGUGGCUAUCAUUAUCUCCAUAGCAGAAGAUUGGUGGUUUGAUUGGUUAAGAGAGACUUCUCAGGAAUGGAUGGGGUCAUAAGUGGGUUCCCACUAGUCGUUAUUCACAUAUUUACUAGAGGUCUGUCAUAGCAGAUGCUAUUUUUCAAGGGGGAAUAUAUAAAAUGUUAUGCAAGGGGUGGGGGUUGGGGGGGGACUUUGUACCUAAAUUGUCUAGGAAGAAAACUAUUUAAAUAAUGAAGGGAAUCUUGAAGAAAAUCUAGAAAAUUAAAUGCUGGGCUAUUGUAAUUUACCACAUUACAGUAAGGUCAGUGCCAGUCAGUUUGGUGCGGGGUGCCUAAAAUGUUGCAUAUAAACACCACCGUAUGGCUUGCCACAAUAAGUGCCAGAGAGCAGUAGCAAGUGCAUAUUAUUUCACUCCCUAAACUCCUGACUAGAAUUAUGUCUCCUUGAGAGAUGAUCCCAGGCCAUAAUUAAUUUAAUUAUCAUUAAAAAUGAUGUUAUAAAGAGAGGAACUAUAUAACAGAAACUUGGAGUUCAGUAUAUCAAAUUCCUAAGCAAAGGACUUGGAGGGAACCAGUCGCUCUUGAAUUCUAAUCUUAGUUUUCCCAGUUCUCUACUUGUAGCCUUGGGAAAAGGCACUCUCUGCCUCAGUUUUCCUAACUGUGGAAGGAGAUAUUUCACUUGUACUGUGUACAGCAAAUUGCAUUUGGGACACAUCUGCACUUUCUCAAGACUAUGAAAGGGUCUUUAGCACUGGAGUGCCCAUGCUGAACACAAUGGCCCUGAGUCUCCUUACAUUUUAUCAUUGUCAUUCAAGAGUGUUGAAGCCAAUGGAGUUACAUUGGUGAAUGGGGAGGAGAGUGGAACCAGGUUUCUCAGUGUGGUACAGAUAUCUGGCUGCUUUACUAUCAAUUUGCCUUGGUAACAUCAUAUCACAGUACAGUAUUGGUAUUCUUAGCAAAAUAUCAAGUGACCCAGGGAGCUAACUGUAUUAAUGUUUUUUUGGCAAGACUUGUAUUAUCAUGAUGAAUACAAACUUAUGAACUGGAUUUUACUAGCAAGCAAAGCCAUUCGUAUUCAAUGUGCCUCUGGCAAAUGAGGUGGUGGCUGUGAUCAAAGCUUUCACAGGGACGAGAAACUGGCUCCCCUUUCUCUCCUCCCUGGCAAUAAGGUCUGAAAAUGCAAGUAAGGUCUAAUGGUAUAUCAGUGAGAUCAUUAUCUGCCUGGCCUCACUUCACAAGACAGAACUUAUGCCCUUGAAUUGAAGAAGGUACCAUUUCUGCUGUUUUCCCUUCUUAACUUAUUUCUCUUUAUUUUGUUUGAUGCCAAACAUGAUCAAGUGUCCCUGAAAAAGUAGAAAGAGAAAAGGUAAUAUAAAUGGCUAUUGUACUGUAAACUGUGUCAAAGUCCUUUCUAUGUACUUGCAAAACAAUCAAUAACAAAUAAAGAUGUAAAAGAAUA
This is a messenger RNA of Alligator mississippiensis (American alligator), 5464 nucleotides long. It is a transcript of the gene OXCT1, whose product is annotated as 3-oxoacid CoA-transferase 1. The transcript is spliced from 17 exons. Gene Ontology annotation, molecular function: succinyl-CoA:3-oxo-acid CoA-transferase activity. NCBI's taxonomy places the organism in Eukaryota, Metazoa, Chordata, Crocodylia, Alligatoridae. Gene Ontology annotation, cellular component: mitochondrion. The record is from RefSeq and is a predicted model, not a curated record. Bases 61 to 1635 code for a protein of 524 amino acids. Gene Ontology annotation, biological process: ketone body catabolic process.